AUGGCGCCCAUCGUCUCGUCGCGCGACUAUGACGCGUCGGCCGACUCUAUCCUCCCUUCACACAACUAUGCCGCUAAAGACCCAAUGUCCUCCAACAACCCGUACGCCUCGAACGGCUCCCAGCCAUAUGGCAACCAGCCUAAAAAGUCGCGCAAGAAGCUGUGGUGGAUCAUCGCCAUCAUCGUCGCCAUCGUCGUGAUCGUGGCGGCCGUCCUCGGCGGUGUCCUCGGCACCCGCAAGUCGUCGUCGUCGUCGUCCUCGUCCAAGGACAACAGCUCUGGCACCAGCGGCGGAAGCUCGUCGUCGGGCGCGGACCGUGGUUCGGCAUACUCGACCGGCACUGUCGGUGCCAGCACUGGCAACACUGCUCUCCCCACUCUCCUCGACUACCUCGGUUCCAACAUGGCCGCCCAGACCCAGACUGGUGUCGACGGCCAGGUCUACCUCGCCGUGGCCACUGACACGUACAUGCUGCCCGCCUACGCCACUGGUACCUACACCGACAACCUCGCUACCCCGACCACGGACGCUAGCCCCGCCGCGAACGGCGCGUGGCCCACCGACCCUUCGCCUCCUUCCAACUCGUCUAUUCGCGCCCACCCGCGUCUCAUUGCCCCCGGCUACAAGUGGGAUGCUCUCACCGGUGGCCUGAUCGCCGGCGACCCUUACCUGUCGUACUGGAACGCUACCAUUGUCGCCAACGCCUCGAGCACCCUUUCCGAGGACCCCACGGCCUACGUCACGGACGGUGGUCUCUCCGGUUCCGGUGUGCUUGACGUUGCCCGCGAGAUUAAGAUGAAGGUCAAGAACUGGGCCUACGCUUACCGCGUCACCAACGAGACCAAGUACGCCGACCGUGUCUGGCUCGAGCUCCAAACCGCUGCCGGCAACACGUCGACCUCGUUUGGUGACGGUGUUUCGCGCUGGAACGGUGCCGACCACUUCCUCGACCUCGCCGAGUUUUGCAACGCCUUUGCUAUCGGUUACGACUGGCUCUACGACUUCUGGACCGACACCCAGAAGGCCUACCUCCGUGACUGGAUCGCCACCAUGGGUCUCCAAUACGGUGUCAACGCGUACCAGGGCAUCAACGGCGGCACCGCGUACAACUGGUGGACUGGCCAGACCCCCGGUGUCGGUGGCUCCGAGGUCAACGGCAACUGGAACUGUGUCUGCAACGGCGGUCUUCUCCUUGCCGCACUCGCCAUUGUGGACGAGGACACCACUGGCCUCGCCGAGACCCUUAUCCCGCUCACCCAGGCCUCAAUGAGGACCAACUGCUUCCAGGGUGCCCACUCUGACGGCACCUGGGCCGAGACUGCCAACUACUGGUACUUUGGUACUACCGGAGCCGCCGAGGCCGUCUCUGCUCUGAUCACCGCGUACGGUGACGACAGGGGCCUUGCCGAGGAGAACCCGGGCUGGAACCUCACCUCGCUCUACCACAUCUACGUCCAGGGCAUGACCUCGCUCUUCAACUAUGGUGACCACGGACCCAACAAGUACUCUACCACCGCCAACUCGCUGAUGCUCUGGGCUAGCGUCUUCAACGAGCCCCGCUACGCUCUCUACCAGCGUGACCACUACGACGCGUCCGAGCCCUGGUCCAUGUUCUGGUACGACCCUGCUCUGCAGGGUGCGUGGUGGAACGGUCUCCCGAUCGACCACCACUUUGACGACACCAAGGGCGAGUGGGCCACUGCCCGUUCGUCGUGGUCGGACAACUCGGGCACCUACUGGGCCAUCAAGGCCGGAAACCUCACUGGCCACCAGACGCACGGUGACCUCGACCUCGGCGACUUUGUCUUUGACGCCAUGGGACAGCGCUGGGCCGGUGACCUCGGCUCGGGCCAGUACCUUUCCACCAACUACUUCUCCAACGAGACCCAGGAGUCUGAGCGUUGGGACUACUACCGCAAGCGCACCGACGGCCAGAACAGCAUCAUCAUCAACUAUGCCAACCAGCUCGUGACCGGUCUGCCCACCACCAACUGGGGCUCGUCGGGCACUGCCCAGGGUGCCGCCCCUUACCUUUCCGUCGCGACCGACGACACUGCCUUCUUCACCAUGGACAUGUCGUCUGCCUACGCGUCCGGCACCGUCAAGCGCGGUAUCCGUUUCCUCAACGGCCGUCGCCAGAUGCUUCUCCGCGACGAGAUCUCGGGCGCCACCUCGGGCGAGGACAUUAUGUGGCGCAUGCACACCAACGCUACCGUCUCGACGUCGGGCGCGACCGCCACGCUCACCCUCGACGGCAAGACUGUCCAGGUGGAGAUUCUCAACGCCAGCCCGUCGACGCUCGCGUUCUCGACCGAGGAUGCCGUGCGUCUCUCGCAGGACGGCUCGAUCCCCACCAACGGCUCGUACGACGUCGACCUGCCCAACGUCAACACCACCGUGCUCGUCAUUGACAACACUGCCGGCGGCUCGUUCACCGCCGACGUCCUGUUCACGCCCCAGUGGCCCGACCUGUCGUCGAGCGACUACGUCACGACCGUCUCGAGCGUCGCCAUUGACUCGUGGUCGCUCACGAGCCACAACUAG
Molecule: messenger RNA, 2544 nt
Organism: Apiotrichum porosum
Lineage: Eukaryota; Fungi; Basidiomycota; Tremellomycetes; Trichosporonales; Trichosporonaceae
Exons: 2
Coding region: 1-2544 (847 amino acids)
Source: RefSeq, a predicted model, not a curated record